AUGGGCGGAAAGUGCCCUCACAGGAGCGUGAAGAAGCGCCGAUACUCGCACAAAACUGCUAGGCGCACCAAAUUCCUUGUCAAGGAUAUCCUUUUUAUUGCGUUUAUGUGGAUUUUUAAUCAGUGCUUUUGUUUCGUUGUAAUUGUUCGUAAUCAUGCUUGUUUUUUCUUGACUUGUGAUUGUUUACGCGACGAUGCUGUUUACGAUGAGCUUCAGAAAGUGGAGGGGAAGAGUAAAUCCAUGCCCGUAGAUGAAGACCUUCCUGGGAUGGGCCAGUAUUAUUGUUUGCACUGCGAUCGAUAUUUUGCUAAUGUGACGGUGAGGGAUGAACACUUCAAGACCAAACGGCAUAAGAAGCGUUUGAAGCUAAUGAUGGGACCUGCCCCACACACCCAGUUGGAUGCCGAGCUAGCUGCCGGGAUGGAUAUCGAUAUCUUCAAGAGAUGCCUACAGGGGUUUUUAUGA
Messenger RNA from Striga hermonthica, 465 nucleotides. The record is from the annotation of a GenBank genome assembly. NCBI's taxonomy places the organism in Eukaryota, Viridiplantae, Streptophyta, Magnoliopsida, Lamiales, Orobanchaceae.